AGGUUCCGUGCGCCACCUAUUGAUUAUAUAAUUAGCCCGGAAGUGAGGUGAUGUAGGAAUUUCCUGUUACGUCAGCGCGUCUGGUCUCCAUUAGUGGGUUGCAGCUGUUGGAAAAGAAACAACAACAAAAACGGAGAGACAGCGCGUUUCCAGCCGGGCUAAGCGCUCCGAAUCCCGGGAACUGACACCUCCUUUCCAACCCUUGGGCACCAACGGCUUCUAACCACGGCAGCCCUUGGUGAGGAAACUCUGGCCUCCGCUUCCUCCUCCUCCGACUCGGACACCGGCGGAGCGUCGCCGCCCCCGCGGAAGAAACACCGAGCCUCGGCGGCGGAGGGAGCAGGAGAGCCCGGGGCUUCGACAGGGACAGCGGGCCUCUCUCCGGUUCUUCUAGGACUUGCGACCUCUCCGCUUCCUUCGGCGGCCGCUGCCAUCCUCAGCCGAAACAUCGUCAAUAACGCCAGUGGUAGUAUAAUGCAGGCGAACGGGGCAGGACAGGGACAGGACUCGGAGCUCUCCUGCCUGAACAGCGCACAGAACGGCGAGUCCUCGUCCUCCUCCUCGUCGGCGGCCGUGGGAGCGCACUCGAACGGGCUCAUCUCCAGCACAAAUAACGGGAACAGCGUUAGUACCAACAACGGCGCUCUGGCCGGAGCGGCCUCGGGGACUUCAUCCGCUUCGAGCGCCUCGGCGUCGAGCUCGGAGGUGGGCUACACCAUGAAGAAGAAGAAACGGCUCUCGCAGUCGGAGGAAGAUGUCAUCAGACUCAUAGGGCAGCAUCUGCACGGCUUAGGGCUGAAUCAGACUGUGGACCUGUUGAUGCAGGAGUCUGGCUGCAGGCUGGAGCACCCUGCGGCCACCAAGUUCCGCAACCACGUCAUGGAUGGAGAGUGGGACAAGGCUGAAAAUGACCUCAAUGAGCUGAAAGCACUGAUGCUUUCCCCCAAUGCUAUUGUGCGGAUGAAGUUCCUGCUGCUGCAGCAGAAGUACCUGGAGUAUCUGGAGGAUGGCAAGGUGCUGGAUGCUCUGCAGGUGCUGAGGGGAGAGCUAACACCACUCAAGUACAACACCGACCGCAUCCACGUCCUAAGCGGGUACCUGAUGUGCAGCCACGCAGAAGAUCUGCGUGCCAAGGCGGAGUGGGAGGGCAAGGGCACCACCUCACGCUGCAAACUCCUGGACAAACUGCAGACCUACCUGCCCCCCACUGUGAUGCUACCCCCAAGGCGUCUGCAGACCCUGCUACGGCAAGCCGUGGAGCUGCAGAGAGACCGCUGCCUGUACCAUAACACAAAGCUGGACAGCAGCCUGGACUCGGUGUCCCUGCUCCUGGACCAUGUCUGCAGCCGGAAGCAGUUUCCAUGUUCCACCCAGCAGAUUCUGACAGAACACUGCAAUGAAGUGUGGUUCUGCAAGUUCUCCAAUGAUGGCACCAAACUGGCCACAGGAUCCAAAGAUACCACUGUUAUUAUAUGGCAGGUGGAUCCGGACACUCAUCAGCUGAAGCUGCUAAAGACGCUGGAGGGGCAUGCGUACGGAGUCUCCUACCUAGCCUGGAGUCCUGACGAUACAUAUCUAAUCGCCUGUGGGCCUGAUGACUGCUCGGAGCUGUGGCUGUGGAAUGUGCAGACGGGUGAGUUGCGAACAAAGAUGAGCCAGUCUCACGAAGACAGCCUAACCAGCGUGGCCUGGAACCCUGAUGGCAAGCGCUUCGUCACUGGGGGUCAGAGGGGCCAAUUCUACCAGUGUGACCUAGAUGGGAAUCUGCUGGACUCCUGGGAGGGUGUGCGAGUUCAGUGCCUCUGGUGUCUGAGCGACGGCAGAACAGUGCUGGCAUCCGACACACACCAACGCAUUCGUGGCUACAACUUUGAGGACCUGACAGACAGGAAUAUAGUACAGGAGGAUCAUCCUAUAAUGUCCUUCACUGUUUCAAAGAAUGGACGAUUAGCUUUGUUAAAUGUAGCAACUCAGGGAGUGCAUCUGUGGGACCUACAGGACCGAGUGCUGGUGAGGAAGUACCAGGGUGUGACGCAAGGUUUCUACACCAUCCACUCAUGUUUUGGAGGCCAUAAUGAGGACUUCAUUGCUAGUGGAAGUGAAGACCAUAAAGUAUACAUCUGGCACAAGCGCAGCGAGCUGCCCAUUGCAGAGCUGAGUGGACACACACGCACAGUCAACUGCGUGAGCUGGAACCCCGUGCUGCCUGGCCUUAUGGCCAGCGCUUCAGAUGACGGCACCGUGAGAGUGUGGGGCCCCGCCCCCUUCCUUGAUACACAAGGCCUGGAAGCAUUCAACGAGAAUUGCAGUAACAUGGAUAGUUGAUGGUGACUUGGAUUGGAAGACUGCUGUAAAAUGAAACGUAAAACAAAACACAAAAAAUACAAAAAGAGAAAAAGAAUCAACAAAAAAUUAGUUGCAUUUCUAACCUGGCUUCGGAGGUUGGAUGAAUCACUGGACUCAUCUUCAAAUGAAGCAAAAGGAACAAGAGACCCAUACCUGAUCCAUCGGACCCCGGCUGGGCCCUUGGUUGGCCUCACUGCCGCGCCCCCUGGCCCGUCACUGCGCUCUCACUGCUCAGCAGUUGAGCAUUGCCUCCUGUGUCUCUCAUAGUGUUGAGGAGGGGGGUCUUUAUUAGGGCAAGAUGUAUUUUGUUUGGUUUGUUUUUUUUUUUUUUUUUUUGUUUUUUUUUGGAACUGGGGAGGUUGGGGUUAGUCGGAAACAUUUUUUGCUUCUAACUAAGCAUUUGAGUUCAAUAAUAGCAGAUUCCACACAAAUAACAAGCGAAACAUAUUUGUAUUUUAUAAUUAUAGCAUUAUUAUUUAACAGCAUCCAAAUACAGAACAUAAGUAUUGGCACUGGAGUGCUUUAGUUAAUAGACUAUUCACUCCAAGGAAAGCUCCCCCCCUCCAUUAUUGGAUAUACAACACUCACAUGCUCAGACUCCCAUUACCCCCCUGUACCUUCACAUGUCCCUCCUUCAUUCCUUGUGUUCUCCCUAUGUACUCACUAAAGCCUUGCUCCCCUUAUUGGUCUGCAACAUAGUUCAUGGUCCAUCAGCUUUGGGGGACAAAGAUAAACUGGUUUUCAGCUGGACUUUCUCAGAUGAAGGGGUGAUGCUGUUGUAUUAGUUUAUUUAAAGUUUAUUCUCUUUUCUGGUUUCCUUUAAAAAAAAAAAAAAAAAAAAUGCAUUUUGCAGAUAAGGUUUGCAGGCCUCAGUGUGGUGCUGUGUUAAUCAAACAGUACUUUCCGUUAAGUCUUGUGCAUUAAGCACUAUUUUCACCGGAGAUCAUUUGUUCACCUCAGCUGAAGACUAUUUUAAAAAGCAGAAAUUUUAACUGAAUUGGUUAUUUGAAACCCCACAGUUUGGUGUACUGUUUUUUUUUUUUUUUUUUUAAAGCUGGUUUCCUCCCAUUUCAUUUCAUCCACCGUGCAGAGUAUUGUUUUUGUUGCAGAAGCCAAAUAAAUGAGCUGGGUUGUGGGUGGAUCUCCACAUGGAUCAAGUGCAGCCACAGGAUCUCCUGGAGUGCCGCUGUGCUGCUCCUUGCAGAUUCCCCCAGCACAGUGGCAAUAUUUUCUGCACAUACAAGUUAUGCUGUAGUAGAUGCCAUUCAGGCCACAUGACCAUCAGCAGAAAGGACAUUCCAUGUCCUUAAUGACAGAAUAUUGACAAGAGUUUAUGGCCAUGCUUGUCAGUGGUGUCGGACUGUGCUGGAGGAAGGUACCAAGGGCUGUGGGUUUACAUCUAUGAACCAGGCUACAGUCCUGUCUCCUGUCUGUCUGCCUUUUUCCCCAUCCCUCUGACUCCCAGCCAGUGCUCUACAGCUGUGGUGGGAGUACCAUAUUGAGCUUUCUUUCCAUUUUUUCAGUAUGUAAUGACUUUGCUAUGGACUGAUAUUAAAUGUUUAAAAAAAAAAAAAACUGCUAUUUUGUCUUUUUAUGGAUUUUUUUGUUAAUCAUUUUUAGUUCACACCUUUUUUUUCUUGUUUCUUUUUCAUUUAUCAUUAAACUAUAACCUCCCAUUGGGUCUCCUGUUAUUUUAGUACGUUUGCUUUAUUGCAUCAGUCCUUCAGUAUACGCGGGUGAGUCAAAAAAAGUUGUCGUUAUUGCAGGGACUCUUUGACAACACUUGUAUGUCACCUUACUCAGCUUGUAGGCAGAAGAGUUUAAUAAAAAGGACUGAAAUGACAACACUGGUUUGAAACAGGCAGAUAUGCAUUGGGCCCUUGAUGAUGAAAUCUUCUGUUAAAUUUCUUUAUUUUACAGUUGCCAUUAUAGAAUUUAGUUAUUCAAGAUAUACACUCAGAACACAUCUUACCUGGUGGGAGUGAAUGUGCCAAGAAAUAUACUGUCAAACAUUUUCUCCUUUUUUAAGUGUACAGUUGCAGGAGGCCCCCCCAUCACCCUUGCUUGUUGUAUUUGUCUCCUAGUGGAAUUCCAUCACCUGCUAGAAGGUGGUCACCUGGAGAGCAGCUUUUGCACCUCUGUUCUUUAUUUCCAUGCUUUUUUGAAAGUUUGUACACUAGUGCUUUUUCUGCUGAAAAGUCAAAUGUGAGAGGUGCUGCCAAGCUGGGCAGAUGAUGGGGUGGGGCCAUUUGCCAGCGAAUGCUAGCAGCCAGGGUUCCGGGAUCUAUUUGCAUCAGUGUGUUAUUAAAAAGUGAUUGUACUGUUUUGUAAUGUUGUGUAGGAGAAGUGUUAAUGUAUGCAUAUUUUCAAUAAAGCAU
Scleropages formosus (Asian bonytongue) is the source of this 4724-nucleotide messenger RNA. RefSeq names its product WD repeat-containing protein 26. The transcript is spliced from 14 exons. Gene Ontology annotation, cellular component: GID complex. Bases 475 to 2325 code for a protein of 616 amino acids. Lineage: Eukaryota; Metazoa; Chordata; Actinopteri; Osteoglossiformes; Osteoglossidae. Gene Ontology annotation, biological process: proteasome-mediated ubiquitin-dependent protein catabolic process. The record is from RefSeq and is a predicted model, not a curated record. Gene Ontology annotation, molecular function: protein binding.